UUAAUGACGUAUGAGAGACGAGAGGGACGAGGAAGUGACUCUUUAUCAACAAGAGGAAGUAGAUUCAUCAUUUGUCUUUAAGACGGAAGAAGCAGAGAGACGAGAGACGGAGAGGAACCAUGGCUGAAUUCAGAGGGAUUCAAACCUCUUUGUUGCUGAUUCUGAUGCUUCAGUUUACAGAAGCAGCAACAAGACAACGUCUCACUGUCAGAGAUGGAGAUGAAGUCACUUUGCCUUGUAACAGUGUGACUGAGGACCAGAACAACUGUGACUCUACUGUGUGGUUCUUUACUUAUUUAAGAAGCACACAAGCAGUAGUUCUGGUUACAAACGGGCAGAUUGAAGAAGCCAAAGCUGAAUCAGACAGACUGAGUGUUUCACAGAACUGUUCUCUGGUUAUGAAGAAGGUCACACGUGGAGAUGUUGGUCUUUAUCUCUGCAGACAGGUCAGACCAGGAGGACAAUAUAAAGAUGCUGAGGUUCUUCUGUCUGUUGUUUCCAUGACCGAAGAGACGAACAGAGACAAGGUGACGUUAAGAUGCUCUGUGUGGACGAAUGAACGAUGUGAACACACAGUGAAGUGGAUGAAUGGUGGUCAAGAUGUGGACAAAGACAAAGAAGUGAAGACAUCACCGUCUCUCUGCUCCGCCUCUCUGUCCUUCAUGACUUCUCACUUCUUUUACACAUCAAGCUUCACUUCAUUGACGUGUGAAGUGACCGAUGGAGACAAAGUGAUGCAGUUUUCUCCCUCAGGUGAUAAAACAGGUGCUUUUGUAACAAAGACGACUUACAAACCUCCAGUGAAUGAGACACCUGAGAAGAAGACGACCAAAAGUCCACCUGAAGACAAGAAACCAGUGACUGCAGCCUUGUUGAGGACCUUCGUUGUGUGUUUGGGUUCAGCAGCACUUUUAAUAAGUGUUGUUACAGUCAACAUCUGGACAAGAACUAAAGGGAAAGAAACCCGGAUGGAAGAAAUCAUGCAGAUGGAUGAGGUGGUUGAAGGAGACGACUCGGUGAACUACGUAAACGUUGGAGAGCCUUCUGCCUCCGUCUCACUGGACUGAUGGACGACGUGAAGCCACCACAGAGUCCCUGAUGUCAGACGCCAUGACGCCGUUGUCCACGGCAACAGACGCUUUAAGAGGCUUCAGUGCAGAAACGCUUGUGUUUCACUUUAAACGGGACAAAGAUGCUUCAGUCUUUAUACAGACUGAAUGUUUCCUCCUGUGAAGCAGCAGCGCCUUCUGCAACUGCUGUUUAUAUGUUCACACGUUCAUGUUCACCUGCUACGCUUUAUUCUAUUACACAAUGUUAUAUGUGCUUUAUUCUGUUACACAAUGUUAUAUGUGCUUUAUUCUAUUACACAAUGUU
Gasterosteus aculeatus aculeatus (three-spined stickleback) is the source of this 1374-nucleotide messenger RNA. The record is from RefSeq and is a predicted model, not a curated record. NCBI's taxonomy places the organism in Eukaryota, Metazoa, Chordata, Actinopteri, Perciformes, Gasterosteidae.